AUGAAAAGGCAAAACCAAAGCUCUGUGGUUGAAUUCAUUCUCUUGGGAUUUUCUAAAUUUCCUGAACUCCAAGAGCAGCUCUUUGGAAUCUUCUUGGUUAUUUAUCUGGUGACCUUGAUAGGAAAUGCCACCAUCAUCGUUGUCAUCUCCCUGGACCAGAGCCUUCAUGUUCCCAUGUACCUGUUCCUCCAGAACUUAUCUGUGGUGGAAGUGAGUUUCAGUGGAGUUAUUAUGCCUGAAAUGCUGGUGGUCCUCUCCACAGAGAAAGCGACUAUUUCUUUUGCUGGCUGUUUUGCACAGAUGUAUUUCAUUCUUCUUUUUGGUGGGACAGAAUGUAUUCUCCUGGGGGCAACGGCUUAUGACCGAUACGCUGCUAUCUGCCAUCCUCUGAGCUACCCAAUGAUUAUGAACAAAAGGGUUUUUAUGAAGUUAGUUACAUUCUCAUGGGCUUUAGGUUUCUCAAUGACUACCCUACAAACCCCAUGGGUUUUUAGUUUUCCUUUUUGUGGCCCCAAUGAAAUUAAUCAUCUUUCUUGUGAAACCCCUCCAGUGCUAGAGCUUGUGUGUGCGGACACAUUUUUGUUUGAAAUCUAUGCAUUCACAGGCACUGUUUUAAUUAUUCUGGUUCCUUUCUUGCUGAUACUUUUGUCCUAUAUUCGAAUCCUCUUUGCCAUCCUGAAGAUGCCAUCAACCACUGGGAGGCAAAAGGCAUUUUCCACCUGUGCCUCUCAUCUCACAUCUGUGACCCUCUUCUAUGGCACAGCCAUUAUGACUUAUUUACAACCAAAAUCCAGCUACUCACCAGAAACCAAGAAAUUGAUGUCACUGUCUUAUUCAUUGCUUACCCCUUUGCUGAAUCCACUGAUCUACAGCUUGCGAAAUAGUGAGAUGAAAAGAGCUUUCAUGAAAUUAUGGAGAAGAAAAGUGGUUGCGCACACACUCUGACUGUGUUGAGAAGCCACGUGGUAUUUGGUUACUACCCAACCAUCCUCUAUUUAAGUUGAAUAAAUGCUGAAACAGAUUAUUUUUCUUGGUAUGAGUGUGUUUAAUUUGUUGAAUAUCCAUGUUCGAUACUACGUCAGGGGCAUAUUUAUAUAUUAAUGUUAUUAUUUUUCAUAGAUGCAUAAUGUUCCUUAGUAUUGGGUAUAACACAGUUUCUUCA
Molecule: messenger RNA, 1162 nt
Organism: Loxodonta africana (African savanna elephant)
Lineage: Eukaryota; Metazoa; Chordata; Mammalia; Proboscidea; Elephantidae
Product: olfactory receptor 10A3-like
Exons: 1
Coding region: 1-945 (314 amino acids)
Biological process (GO): G protein-coupled receptor signaling pathway
Cellular component (GO): membrane
Molecular function (GO): olfactory receptor activity; G protein-coupled receptor activity
Source: RefSeq, a predicted model, not a curated record